UUUUUUAACAAUGUUCCUACAUUUUUGGGGAACCGAAAGAAUUUUUGCCCGAUUGCUGUGACAUAAUACUAUUUCCUGGUUAUGUCAAGUAAUGAGAGGAGAGGUCUGAAUCUUUAAACCGACACUGGGAACCUGAUUAUUCAGGAUGCAGCUGUCAGUGCAUCUGUUUGGAGUUGUCUGGGUAGCUGUACUGUUGUCCUUUAGUCUCUGCCAGGAUAUCUGUCGGGUGCAGGAUGGAAAAACUGGAGUGCCAGGAGUUUCUGGGCGAGAUGGCUGGCCUGGACAAAAAGGAGAGAAAGGAGAACCAGGUUUGCAGGUGGCGCUGAGAUAUGAAGACCUGAGUGCUUUCAAAGGAGAUAAGGGUGAGGAUGGUCCUGUAGGAGACCUUGGUGCUAAAGGUUUCCCUGGUGAACUUGGUCCCCAGGGCCCCAUCGGACCUCCAGGGAAUCCUGGCAUGAGCGGAGCAAGUGGAAAUUCCAACACAAAAAAGGCAGCCUUUACAGUGAUCCGUAAGAUUAAUGCGAACCCCAGGUACAACAAGGCCUUGGAAUUUACUGAACAACUUGCUAAUUUGAAUAAUGACUUCAACCGCCAAACAGGUUUUUUCACAUGUAGCGUUCCUGGAGUGUAUUACUUUGUGUUUCAUUCUGUCUCUGAAGGUGACCUUUGCUUAAAACUGGUCAGUGACAACGCAGCUAAAGUGAGCCUGAUAUUUUGUGACUAUAACCAGCGUAGGUCAAGUGUAUCACAGGUUGUGUCUGGUGGUGCAGUGAUUGAGCUUGCUGCGAGAAAUAAGGUGUGGCUAGAACCCUUCAAACAAAUUGAACACAGAAGGGAGACAAACAAAAUGUCCAAAACUGACAUGACAGUGUUUAGUGGAUUUCUGAUUUUUGCUACUGGAUAAAGAAAAUAGAGAUAACAGUGCAUGUUAGAAUGACUGCCAUUGUAAUAUUGGUAGUGCUCCAGAAGUUUCUGCAAUCAUGGAUUUUACUGCAACUUUACGUUAAAUGUUAGAUUAAGUGUCCUAUGUUUUUUUUUGCAACCCAAAUGGACAUUUCUGUUGUAAAACGCAUUCUACAAUAAAACCUUUUUGCGAAA
Molecule: messenger RNA, 1098 nt
Organism: Hemibagrus wyckioides
Lineage: Eukaryota; Metazoa; Chordata; Actinopteri; Siluriformes; Bagridae
Gene: c1qa
Product: complement component 1, q subcomponent, A chain
Exons: 3
Coding region: 146-904 (252 amino acids)
Molecular function (GO): protein binding
Source: RefSeq, a predicted model, not a curated record